Amblyraja radiata (thorny skate) is the source of this 7117-nucleotide messenger RNA. RefSeq names its product zinc finger and BTB domain containing 34 (gene zbtb34). The coding region runs from base 139 to 1671 and encodes 510 amino acids. The transcript has 2 exons. NCBI's taxonomy places the organism in Eukaryota, Metazoa, Chordata, Chondrichthyes, Rajiformes, Rajidae. Gene Ontology annotation, molecular function: DNA-binding transcription factor activity, RNA polymerase II-specific; RNA polymerase II cis-regulatory region sequence-specific DNA binding; protein binding. Gene Ontology annotation, biological process: regulation of transcription by RNA polymerase II. The record is from RefSeq and is a predicted model, not a curated record.
GGCAGGGGGCCGACGGAACGGGAGCGGGGGGUGGGCGGGCGGGAGGGGGACCGAGAGGCCGAGGACAGAGAGAGGGAGCACCAUGUGAGAGGCGGCCCCGCGGAGCACGGCGUUUUCCCUUCUGACCACGGAAGAGAGAUGGAUAACAGUGGAUAUAUUCAGUUUGACGUGCCCGAGUAUAGCAACUGUGUUCUGAGCCAACUAAAUGAGCUACGCUUACAAGGAAAGUUAUGUGACAUUAUAGUUCACAUUCAGGGUCAGCCAUUCAGAGCCCACAAGGCUGUCCUCGCUGCCAGCUCUCCUUAUUUCAGAGAUCAUUCAGCGCUGAGCACCAUGAGUGGUUUAUCAAUAUCAGUUAUUAAAAAUCCAGAUGUAUUCGAACAGUUACUUUCAUUUUGUUACACUGGGAGACUGUCGUUGCACUUGAAAGAUGUUGUUAGUUUUCUCACAGCCGCAAGCUUUCUGCAGAUGCAGUGCAUCAUUGACAAGUGCACACAGAUCUUGGAGAGCAUUCACUCCAAAUUCAGUAUAGUGAGCAUUGACUCUGCGGUGGUCAGUACUGAAGAUAAUCAGGGGAACUGCAACGGGGUCCGAGAGAGCGACAGCCGCUUCUUAAACCCGGUUGAGAUCUCGCCACCGUACUAUGGGCAAGCCAGGCAGGCAGCCACAGCUAACGAGCCGAGGAUAGAUGCCAUGCCCGGCCGGGGAUUUCCCAACCGGGCCAUGGAAGAGAGGCACUCGGACCCGGGCAGCAGCGGCAGCGUCUCCGAGCAUGAGAUCCAGAUCGAGGGAGACCACGAGCAGGUGGAGCUGAUGGCGAGGGAGACCAACCCCAUCGGCGUCCAGAUCGCCGAGGUCAAAGUGAAGAUGGAGAAAUCGGACCGGCCCAGUUGUUCGGACAGCUCGUCGGUGGGAGACGACGGCUACCACACGGAGAUGGUGGACGGAGACCACGUAGACAGGAUGGUGGGCGUGAAUGUCGGCUCGUACGGCCCGGUGUUGCAACAGGCUUUCUCCCUCUCCCAGCCCGCGUCCCAGUCCGCCGCCUUGUCCACCACCUACGGCUGCCUCGCCACUUCCAGCCCGUCCAGGUCCAUGCUGGGCAACUUCAGAGGGCGCGGUCGGCUGAAACGCAACAUGCAGAUCCAGCACGAAGGGCAGGGCGCGGCCGGCCAGUCCUCGAAUGGCGACGACGGGCCGAACAGGCAGAGCUUUGAGAGUACUAACCCUCACGACCACGACGCGAGGGAGCACUGGUUCCCGUACAACCAGCGGCUCAUCUGCAUCUACUGCGCCAAGUCCUUCAACCAGAAGGGGAGCCUCGACCGCCACAUGCGGCUCCACAUGGGCAUCACCCCGUUCGUCUGCCGCUUCUGCGGCAAGAAGUACACGCGGAAAGACCAGCUGGAGUACCACAUCCGCGGCCACACGGACGACAAGCCGUACCGCUGCGAGAUCUGCGGCAAAUGUUUCCCCUUCCAGGGCACCCUGAACCAACACUUGAGGAAAAACCACCCAGGCGCCUCCGAGAUCCGAAGUCGAGUUGAGUCGCCCCUCCGAACUGAGCCGCACACGGGACAGAAAGAAGGCGACGAGCCUUCGCCCACAGACGAAUCCCACAUGGACACUGCAGUGCAGGACGUUCCUCCUCUAUCCCACAUUAACGAAUGAGCGGCUUGGGGCCUAACAAUGCCAAAAGCGCACAAAGAUGCUGAAAAAAAGCUUCGUAUUUUGAGGGUUUCUUUUGUAGAAAAGAGCAUUCGCCGUUUAUAUAAUGUUUCUGGGUCUGAAAUCGCUUCUCCCCUACCCCCCACCCCCCCCCAAUCCAUUUCUAUUUUCCCCUGUAUGGAUUUAACCCUGAAAAUGUUGAAUACUUAAGUGUCUGACGAGCUAUAAUAUAAAAAAUAAAUGGCCAUAUUCAAAAGGGUAAUCAGUUACGGUAACAGGAAGGGAUGUUUGUGAGGCAGCGUAUCGCGAUUAUCACUGUGACAAGUCUAAAUUUCAAUUCACACUCUGCACAGCAGUGAAACAUUCUAUCAUGCUCCAUUUAACUUGCUUUUGUUAAUAGGGGCAGAAAUAUUUUGUUUCCAUUGUCCCAAUGGCUUGAACGUCACACCUGGCACAGAUUGGGUUUGAAGUUCUGCUGCCCCGCGAGUGACGAGGCUGGCCUUUCUAAUCGUCAGCUGGGUGGAAAUUGUUCAUUCAUUGUCAGCCUCGGCUGUUCCUCGCACAACGGGUGCCCUCUGCUGUCCAGUGCGUGUGCAGCAAUCUCCCACACAUACCUCAAAAUAAAUUCCUUUGCAUCAGAAGAUGGCCACAAAAUGCUUCAGUCUGAAGAAGGGUCUCAACCCCGAAAUGUCGCCUCCUCCUUUUCUCCAGAGAUGCUGCCUGACCCGCCGAGUUACACCAGCAUUUUGUGCCUAUCUUCGGUGUAAGCAUCUGCAGUUCCUACACAUUUUCCUAGGAUCAGACUGGGAGAUAUUGUGCAAACGCAAAAUAAAACCAUAACAUCUUGAUUCAGUUUGCAGUGUUAAGCAGUGUAUUUCUAUCUAAUCAGAAUAGCUUUUAUUUUAACUGCUGUGUGGAAUAGUGUGAAUGUUUAAAGGCUAGCAGUGCAGAAACAUCAUUAAGCAUACCUUUUUCUGUUGGGGAAGAGAUCUUUCCGCUCACUAAUACGGGAAAGCUAUAUACAAUUUAUUAGACAGAUUAAAUUUUUAAAAGAUUUUUUUUUCAACAUGAACUACUGAUUUUUCUAUUAGAAUCACGUCUGCUCAUGUUCAAUUAUUGUUAAAGAUGUAAGUGUUCUAUCAGCCAGGAUUAGACCCUGUUUCAUAAAUGCGGGUAUCUUUGGGUGAAUGGUCAGAUGGACAACAAUUACUCUCACUCACUGCGUCGAGGUUCAAAAUUGCCUUAUCUCCUUUGAUGUGUCCGCUAAAAACACGGUGACUUACUGAUGGCGAUGAGGUUAUUGUGUUGGCAACUGUGUUCUUGGUGGCUUGACUGGGAAAGAACGCUUCCUCAAUGCUCAAAUGUGGAGGCAAGCAUCGACAAUGAGAGUCAACCUAAUGACCACCUUGUGAGUGGAAGCAUUUUGUUUAAUUUAGCAAUGUCACAGUUCCAUGUUUUUCCAUGGAUUUCAAUAUCAUACCUCGUUUGCGGGGGGGGGGGGGGGGAGAAUAAAAACAGUAUUUAAAAUACCAGAUGGUACAUGACUACCGUCUGUCUACAUGUUAACCAUGGUUUUGUUUAUACGCAAUUAUAAAUCAUACUUUAAGAUGUAUUAGUGCUGUAUUGUAGAAAUUUGUUUUUAAAGAAGGAAAUCAAGCAAUUUUUAUUUAUUUAAAACUGAUUUUAACCAAAGCCUAUAUGCCUAUUUACCCUGCAUAAUCUUUCUUUAAAAGACUAAGGUUAAUCUUGCUAUAGUGGGACUACUUGGGAGCUCACUGUAAUAUCAGAAGUUCAAAUGACGAUGCUCUAUUCUGUGCCAGUGAUGGCCUGGGUCUGGCACAUACAAUUACGUUCAAAAAUUGCAUAUUGUGCAAAGAUUAAUUUUUAAAAAGGCUUUGACCGUGGGUCAUUGAAGAGCUUCACACACCAUGCAAUGGAUGGAAAUGCUUGGAAUCUAAGCAGAUGUGUGAUUUGUUUUGAAUCACAAGCUUCCGUAUUAAACUAUCAGGUGCCACAUUGCUUGCUUCAGAAGUCUGGGGGGCAAAAUCGACCAGCCUUUUAAAAUGACAAAGUACUUACCUUUCAUCUACUUCAUAGCCAUUGCAAAUGAUUAAUUUAUGAUCUGCAUUGAAAGAAAUUGAACCGCCUCCCUCUGCAAUACUCUUAUGCCCUCUUCCUCCAAAUAAAAACUUUCUAGUUAUAUUUAAUGUACAACAUAUGCUAACCUAACGAACUGUAACCUGGGAUUAUUUGAUUAAGGAUAUUUGAUUACAUGUGUUUCUAAUGGCAUCAAUAAUUGUAUACUUAAACGUUUCUGCUGUAUGUUUUUUACGAGGAAAUAUGACUGCUUAUAACUGUUCAACAAUUUACUAAUUUGAGCACUGUCGCAGAGGUUUUCUUUCUGCAAGAAAGCUCAUUCUUCCAACUAGAGAGAUCCUUCUGCCAACGUUAAUGUUCAUUGCGAGCUUCACCGGGAAGAGUUUGCCGUUAUUAGCUGGCCGGUAAAUGUGGGGGAGGCUUCCCGGCCCUGCGUUGGUUCAGAAUUUCUAGAGUUUAGCCGUACAUGGUUGGAAAAACCUCCUGUGUGACCCGUAAGAAUCUGCUUUUGCCAUUCUUUCUUCAUCCGACAGAAAAGCCAAUAAACUGAUGAAUCCAGGAUUUGCGGUGAGCAAAUAGUUAACGUAUGCAGGCCAAUUGUUAGCGUUUAACAGAGAAACCAUUGGCUUUUUUUUUCCUCAGCCUUGAAAUAUGAAAGUUAUAGUUGGUGUGCAAUAAUCUAUAUUUUUAUUUUUCAUUUUACAAGCCAGAUGAAUAGUUAUUCCAGAAUCCUGUCCACAUUCAACGGACCUCGUCUACAUGCUGUGAUAUUUUACCAAUUUAUUUUAAACUACCAGUACUACUAAACCUUUCAAGUCUGAAUGUUACCUGGUGAAAGUCUAGUCUGUUGCAGAUGACCAUUAUACGGUGGGUCAUUGAGAUUGCCAUCAACUCCAUAUCCAUCCACACUGACCAUGCAGAUUUUUGGGCUCUUUGAGUUUGGAGCCACAAAGUCAAAAGGGCCCUCAGCAGGUGAGGCCAUCCGCAGCUUCUUUAGGGUAUUUACCCUUAUGGUGCUGUUAGAUCAGGUUAGAAUUAUUUAUUGAACCAGCAUUAACAAUUUUAUAUAUAAUAUUUGGGCGAGUACUGUUUAAAAUUGUUUAUAAAUUCUUUAUAUGAACCCUGUAAUAUAAUUAAUCUGGAAUUUUAGUCAACUUCAAAGUAUUGAAUGAAGUUGAUGCUUUCUGGAAUGCAUGUAAUCUUUAAAGACACCUAUAGAGUUUUAAUCUAUUUGUUCAAAAUCCAUCUUAUCCAUUAUAUGUUUCAUAUAGCUGAGUGAAUUAACACUGUUCAGAUAGAUCAAGAGCUAAACUAAUUUUGUUUUGUUUUCCCCCCGAGAAAUGAUUUUCAAUGGGUAAUCUAAUAUUUAGCUGUAAUCCUGAGAAUUUCCAAAACAAAAGCAACUGUGAUAGCCAAGAUACAAUGAAUUCUAUCCAAUUAAGUUUUCUAUCCAUCUAGUAUAUUUUGUAAAUGGUUGAAAUGUUAUCAGCCUAGCAUACUCUGUCAAUUGACCGUUUCAAUCUCUGAGCUACAAUGCCAAAUCCCUUUUGCACUUUGACUUCCUGGUCAGAAAUGCUCGCCGACCUGAACCUCAACAGAUGUAGUUCACAGUAGCACAACAGUUUCAUUUCAGGACCAGUAAUCCAUAGCCUGGACCGAUACUCCACAGAUGCUCAUUCAGGGUCCCUCUUCAGUAGACGGAGAAUACGAACUAAGCUAAUUUGGAAUUGAAAGUUGAGAUCGGUUAAGGGCCUGUCCCACUUUCACGACCUAAUUCACGACCUUUUUUACUCAUGGACAUUUUUCAUCAGGCUAGAAAAACGCCCCGACCUACUUGAUGCCACGAGUACCUACGACUUGCAUCACAACCUACCUACGACCUACCUAUGACCUCGUGACGGCCAUGCUGCGAGUGAGUCAAGGGCAAACUCGACAGAGGUCGUGAAUUAGGUCGUGAAAGUGGGACAGGCCCUUUAGGAUGACCAUGAGGUUACUGAGACAGUAGUUAAAAACUGAUUCACUGUUUGACUGAUGUCCUUUAAGGAAGGAAAUCCAUUGUCCUUGCCCAACAGGGUCAUAGAAAUAUACUUGGUUCUUAAUUGCCCACUGUUCUGGUUUACUAAGCCACUCACUUCAAGGGCAAUUUGGGCACUGCUGAAAUCCCGUGAAUGAAUAGGAGGAAAAGAUUGAGGCAGACACUUUAAACUGUAUCAUUACAGAGUAAUUAGGAAUUCCCUCUGCUCCCCUUGCCCCUUCUCAGUUAAAAAAAACAAGGCAGUAUUCGAAACAUUCACAGUUUGCAAGUUCUGAGCUGUGAUUUCAGUGACAAUGGAGAAAAGUGGAAAAAUAUUUCAUACAUGCCUGCAUCGCUUGCCGACACCAGGCUGAGUUCAAAGACACAGGUGAAUCAAAUAGUAUAACAAGCAGAUAUAGCUUGGUUGACAGAUGCAGCUGCUGCUAAACACUUAAGGUGUGUGUGUGUGCGUGUAUGUGUGUGUGCGCGUAUGUGUGUGUGUGUGUGCGCGUAUGUGUGUGUGUGCGUGUGUGUGUGUGUGCGCGUGUGUGUGUAUAUAACAAAAAAAAAGCUUUUAACAGAGCCAGACUGGGACAUCACACACCUAACACUUCUUUAAACAACCCAUACUGACUUGAUUUUAGUGCAAUGAAUACUCAGUCACAUUAGACACAUACAGUUUUAAAUAAGCUACUUACAAACCAUACUGUGCUUUUUUUAACUUUUGAUAUUUACUAUGUAUAAUCUGUUUAGCAUCAUAAACAACCAAAAAUGUAUUCCACUGUUUUAUCAAGCAGUAUGUUUCAAAGGCUUUGUUUUAUUUUUCAAAAAAACAAUUGCUGAAGGCACCACAAACCCUUUUGAGGGCAUAUAAAACGACUAUAAGGGAAACGAUUUGACACCAUCAGAGCACGUUUCAAUUCACCCACCCACAGAUAUUUAUUGCCUAUAGCACCUCGAGAGCACAAAAUGGCUGCUGGUUUGUCACUAAGUAGGAUGUUAACUUGCCAGGGACCAGCAGAUCAUUAUCCAUGAGAGUGAAGUAAAUUAAGCUAUUAAAGUUGAUGCUCUGACCAUUAAUAACUAGCCAGUUUUGGAUGUAUUUUCUGCCAUGAAUGCAAUCAAUAUUUAUUCAAAAGUAUAUGUUUUUUCUCUUAUCCUAUUAGCUGUGUCUGACUGUGAUCAAUUAAUAUUUCAAUGCUGCUUAAUUGUUUUGAUGUUAAUCCUUUAUUUCUGUACUUCCAUUUUGUUGCUUGUAAACAGCUUUUGUAUUGUUUGAAGAGUAAUAAAUGGGAAGUUACUGUUUUUUUUGUAAAUAAAACUUUUGCUGUAAUGGAA